AUGACAACGGACUACGGAACAGAGGCCAUCCGCCGGCACCGCGAAAGCCGCGGCAAAGUAAGCAUCGCAUCCAAGAUGACGGUGGAAACGCUGGAUGACCUGUCCAUCGCUUACACCCCUGGCGUGGCGUCGGUGUGCAUGGCGAUUUAUGCCGACCCCGCUGAAUCCUACAACCUCACCAACCGGGGCAACACCAUUGCCGUGGUCACCGACGGCUCCGCUGUGCUGGGCCUGGGCAACAUCGGCGCCGCAGCCGCCAUGCCCGUGAUGGAGGGCAAGUCCAUCCUGUUCAAGGCCCUCGGCGGCGUCGACGCCUAUCCCAUCUGCGUCGCGUCCCAGGACAGCGAGACGAUCAUCAACACCGUGCGCGCCAUCGCCCCCAGUCUGGGCGGAGUAAACCUGGAGGACAUCGCCGCACCCAAGUGCUUCGACAUUGAGGACGCCCUGCAGGACCUGGGCAUCCCCGUCUUCCACGACGACCAGCACGGCACCGCCAUCGCGGUCUUGGCCGCCGUCAUCAACAGCUUGGCCGUCACCGAUCGCAAGAUCGAAGACUCCACCUUCGUAUUCGCCGGGGCAGGUGCGGGCGGCAUCGCCUCCGCCAAGCUGCUGCUCGAUUUCGGCGCGACCAACAUCAUCCUGGUCGACAGCGUGGGCAUCAUCCACCGUGGCCGCACCGACCUGACCCCCAUCAAAACCUCGAUGCUCGACAUCACCAACCCGGAGAACCGCACCGGCGGCAUCGCCGAGGCCAUGCGCGGGGCCGACGUGUUCAUCGGCUUGGCCGUUGCCGACAUGGUGACCCCUGAGAUGGUCUCCUCCAUGGCCAAGGACUCCAUAGUAUUCGCCAUGGCCAACCCGAUCCCGGAGAUCAUGCCUGACCUAGCCGAGGCCGCCGGCGCCGCCGUGGUGGGUACGGGCCGGAGCGACUUCCGCAACCAGAUCAACAACAGCCUGGUCUUCCCCGGCGUUUUCCGGGGGGCCCUCGAUGCCAAGGCCACCCGAAUCACCACCGGCAUGAAGCUGGCCGCCGGCCAGGCGCUGGCCGCCCUAGUCCCGGAGCCCACGCCGGAGCGGGUGAUACCGUGGUCUCUCGACCUCGCCGUAUCGGCAGCCGUGGCCAAGGCCUGCGCCGACGCCUGGGCCGCUGGCUGA
Molecule: messenger RNA, 1155 nt
Organism: Geodia barretti
Lineage: Eukaryota; Metazoa; Porifera; Demospongiae; Tetractinellida; Geodiidae
Source: the annotation of a GenBank genome assembly